AUUGUUGUUGAAGACUUGUAGAGAAAUAACUGUAUGUUCUAAGAGGUAGUUCUUGAUUAGAAAGAAGAAGAUAAGUGAUCAAUGGCGGUGGAGUAUAGAUGCUGCCAGACAGGAUUCUUCAUUCGCAUAAUUGUAGCGAGUCUGCUAGUUGUGUUUGCAGGGUUGAUGUCUGGUCUCACACUGGGCCUCAUGUCAAUGAGUCUUGUUGAUCUUGAAGUUCUUGCCAAGUCUGGAACACCCACUGAUCGUAAACAUGCUUCGAAGACAUUGCCAGUUGUGAGGAAACAGCACUUGUUGCUAUGCACUCUACUAAUCUGCAAUGCUGCUGCUAUGGAGGCCCUUCCCAUCUUUCUGGAUAGCUUGGUAACAGCUUGGGGUGCUGUCCUUAUAUCAGUAACCUUGAUACUUUUGUUUGGUGAGAUCAUCCCCCAAGCUGUUUGUUCUCGUUACGGUUUGGCCAUUAGUGCAAAAGUGGCUCCAUUUGUUCAAGUUCUUGUUUGGAUCUGUUUUCCUGUUGCAUAUCCAAUAAGCAAGCUACUGGACUUUUUGUUGGGGAAAGGUAAUGAGCCACUUUUUCGUAGAGCUGAAUUGAAAACACUGGUUGAUUUGCAUGGUAAUGAGGCUGGCAAAGGUGGAGAAUUGACGCGAGAUGAGACGACAAUCAUCACAGGAGCACUUGAACUCACUGCAAAAAAGGCAAGGGAUGCAAUGACUCCAAUAUCUGACACCUUUGCAAUUGAUAUUAAUGCCAAACUAGACAGGAAUUUAAGGAAGUUAAUUCUGGACAAAGGGCAUAGCAGAGUGCCAGUUUACUAUCAGCAACCAACAAACGUAAUUGGACUCGUAUUGGUGAAGAAUUUACUAACUAUCCAUCCAGAAGAUGAGGUGCCUAUAAAGAAUGUCCCCAUUCGCAGAAUUCCGAGGGUUUCAGAGACAAUGCCUUUAUACGACAUACUAAAUGAGUUUCAGAAAGGUCAUAGCCAUAUGGCUGUUGUUAUAAGGCAUCAGGGUGAGACACAGCAGCCAGCCGCUGAACAUUCAACUGAUGAUACAGAUGUGAGGGUGGACAUUGAUGGUGAAAGUCAUCUUAAAGAGAAAUGUUUAAAGACCAAGAGAUCACUUAAGAAGGGGUAUAGCUUUUCUCAUGAUCCAAAUCUGCAUAGAGGAGCCUCCAAGAGCAAGAAAUGGACUAACCCAGAAGUUCUGCAUAUCACUGAUGAUCCACUCCCGAUGGCCGUUGGAGAAGGAGAAGCUAUUGGCAUUAUAACACUAGAAGAUGUCAUUGAAGAGCUAUUACAAGAGGAGAUCUAUGAUGAGACUGAUUAUCAAGCUGAAAAUAAUUAAUAAGGAUCUACCAAUAUCAACUAUAAACUCCUGAUAUAGAAGCUUUAUUAUAGAAAUCAAAGCAGAGAGAUUCAUUUUCAUUCAACAGCUGAAUGAAUCAACAAGCUGAAGAAUCGAAAGUAAACUUUUUUAUUUUGAUGUAUAGAUUAUUUGCAACUUAGGAUGAUAAAAGAAAUUGUCGAUUUGGAAAUGUGAAAAAAGGUGCUGAAGUUGUUGUUGAGAGAAACAGAAUAAUGAAUUUUUAAGACACUGGGUAAAAUCAUUACAACGGAAAAGUUUUGACUGCAGUACCC
Molecule: messenger RNA, 1637 nt
Organism: Pistacia vera
Lineage: Eukaryota; Viridiplantae; Streptophyta; Magnoliopsida; Sapindales; Anacardiaceae
Product: DUF21 domain-containing protein At2g14520-like
Exons: 11
Coding region: 82-1344 (420 amino acids)
Biological process (GO): magnesium ion homeostasis
Cellular component (GO): intracellular membrane-bounded organelle
Source: RefSeq, a predicted model, not a curated record